ACGACGAGCCCUUCAGCCAGCACCGCACCGGGAAAGUCAGCACGCGGGGAACAGAGACAGAGACACAGCGAGUGGAAAUGGUACUACUACCGACAUGGUUGUCGUGGCAGGAACUCGGCCGUUUCCACGUGCUGUUCUCGUUGCUUGCCGGCUUGUGCGGCUGUUGGCUUGUAGCAGCAAGGAGACGGCGCACGAAAAACGACGGGGAGGCCUUGUUCGCUGUGAUACUUGGCAUUUCGACGGGAAACCCCGAGUACCGGGUUUCCAAGGAGCAGGCAUUUCGGCACGCGGCGGGCGCGACCGAUCCGUCGAGCCCCAUCGCUCGCGUCCUCGACCGGGUCUACAACAACUCCCGGAUCAACAAUCGGUAUUUCUGCGUACCCGACCUAGCGGCAGCGGGAGCGGGCGGGGGGGGCUCAGGGCUGGGCGAGGAGCUGCGGGAGGAUGACGCCGCCAUCCAAGCGAUGCUCGCGGAAAGCAUUUUGGCGGAAGAGGGGGGGGGAGGGGGGGCAGCGGCGGGGGCGGAGAUGUUUUACCCCGAGGAUGGCAGCUUGAGGGUUAACACCGACCGACGAUUCCAGCGGUUCGCCGAGUGCGCGUUGCCUCUGGCCACGAGGGUCGCCAAGAGGGCUCUGAGAGAAGUCGGCGUGGGACCCGCGGAUGUCGGGAGGAUUGUGGUCGUCACGUCCACGGGGGUGUGCGGGCCGGGGCUUGACGGAGAGCUCGUCAAGAGCAUCGGGCUGAACCACUCGGUGGAGAGGGAGGUGGUGUCCUUCCAGGGGUGCGGCGCCGGGAUCAACGGCCUCCGCCUGGCCUCGCAGUACGCGGUGACGCACCCUGGGCGGCUGGCACUGCUUGUCUCUGUGGAACUCCCUUCCUUGCACAUGCACAAGGGGGACACGGUGAACGACGCGAUCCUGCACGCUAUCUUCGGGGACGGGUGUGCGGUGGCGGUGGUGGCCGGGCGGACGGCGAGAAACGCCGAGCCGGGGUCCUUGGCGGUCCUGGACAACCGAUCCUGGCUGGUGGACGGUACGGAGGACGGGAUCAAGAUGACCUUCGGUGACAACGGCGUGUCGUGCACGCUGUCGAAGCGACUACCGGACUACGUCAAAACCAACGUCGCAGACUUCGUUGAGGAGAUGUUGGGGGCACAUGGCGUCGACAAGGGUGACGUCGAUUUCUGGGCGCUUCAUCCGGGGGGGCACCGUAUCGUUGAGGAGACGCGCAAGAGUCUUCACCUGAGUCUGGAGGAGACGGAGGGUUGCUGGGAAGUGUUGCGAGACUACGGGAACAUGGUUUCCGCCACAGUCCUAUUUGUUUUGGAGCGGGCGCUGGGGCAACACAAGCGACUGCUAGAGAACGGUGACGGCGACGGCCGCGGCUUGCGGCACGUCGUGGCUCUCUCCUUUUCCCCCGGGGUGACGGUGGAGGGAUUGCUGCUCAAGGCCAUGCCGCCGGUCGUCGCCCAGCCCCACGGCCAACGCUGAACGAACCCUUGGCCGGGUAAAAUUAUUUAUGGCGGAUUGCCCUGGGCUCGCUACACGGCGUAUGGUUCCGGUAGUCCGUUGUCCGUAACGUAAAGAUGAAUAAUGUGUCUGUUGAAUCUUGGCGAGGAGCAAGUUUUUUGCCUGGCAUUUUAACUUUGUUUAGAGCGCAGCUUCCAACACUGAUGUCACCGCAGUGUUGGGGGGCUCUCGUUCUCCACACGCAUGGUGGUAGAUAUCAUCACCGUUUUUUUGUCCUUUCGUUGUUGUUGUGUUUUUGCUCUCACCCGCGCCAAGCCAGGGCACCGUGCCCAAAAUCAAUGUUAUCGGGCGGAAAGAGAACCAGAGUAUUUUACUUCGCACCUUGCUUUGAAGAGCACCGAACCCCUUCCGAUACCACGGAUCCGUGUUGCGAUGCUGAAAAUAGUCACAGAGGCUUCUUUGAGGGUACACUGCUGCUGCUGUACUGUUCAAGACCCGGCGUGCAUUUCGCACACCAUUUCUGUACCAAUGUACACGUAAGAGUCAAUCUGAACACAACACGUGCUCAUUUCUGUGGGUACUUUCCUUCUCUUUUUGAUCUCGUGCGUGACGAGAAAUGUCUUUGCUGGUUGUUUUGUUUGUUUCGGGUCCCGUAUUUUGGUAAGAGUAUCCUGUGACUAUCGAACGAAGUCGUACCAGCUGCUGUUGUAGCUGGGUCGUGGAGUGCGGAACAAGUUGCGAAGGGACACGGGAGGAAGUGGAACGGUUUCUAACGCACGUAUGUAACAACACGAACUAAGCGACGUGUCCACCACCAACGUGUAUCGUUCGUGGCCAGUGGUCUUUGGUCACACAUUUCACGAUGCACAUGCACUUGGCGCCUGUGUACAGUAGAUGGCGUUUGUUCGUGAUUUCCACACAUAACACAUUGUACAUCAGUGAGGGAAGGGACACUUGACCGACCUAGAACAAGCAAUCCACCGUCUAGGGUUCUCUCUUUGUGCGACGCCCGGCAGGAGCUCCUCGGUGAAGAGAGGUGCCCUGACGGGAUGACGAAAGUUCGGGAAAACGCAAUCUCUUCUCCGAAGGACUAAUAAAGCCAACAACAAAGCACACAACAGAGCAUAUCUGCCUUACAACCACAGCAAUCGGUCCCCUUUCGUAUGGAAAGACGAGAUUGUAAGCAAGUCACUCCGAACCUUGCACGAGAAAAUAGUGAAGAAGUCACGUCACCACGGGAAGCACCUGCAAUACCUCAUCAACACGGCUGUCUACAGCUACUGCGAAAGCUGCGAAAGCUGCUGCAAAAAAAAAUACAGCAAUGAAGCGUUCAUACCACAUGCUCAGCAAACGCUGCAUGUCCGCGUCCUUACGAAACCCUUCUUCUCAAAAAUUGUUUGACAUCGACGCUUCGCUGCUGCUGUACACCUUAGGAGACCAACAACAUCAACGCAAAAGUGUCAUUCCGUAAGACGCCAUCGCUCAGUCAUUCACUCGCUACAGCACACAAACCUAAAACCGAGCUGAAGAACCUUGCACUGCGCCGUUUGCAUCCUGGUAAACUUGUCAGCGCUAGAUACGGACACCACGGGGGCCACUUCUCACACCACCAAAGGAACAGCCUUGACCUCCGCCCAGAAAUCCCCGCGGCCGGCACCUUUGUUGUGCUGACUGCUGUAGUAGUGGCCCCCUUCAUGUGCUCCACCCCAACCGACCAAGCAUAACAGACAAUUCUCGUCGCUCCGGACGUCCCGCGAGUCGCUUUCCGCUACCGCCUUGAUGAAUACCUGCGCAGCAGGCACGCAGGUAGGUGGGCGUUCGCGGCAAGACGGCGGGCGACACAACCGAGCAAGGCAGCGAACGGCCGGUCGAUAGCUGGUCGCGGCGAGCUUCGGCUCGAGAGCUAUUGCUGUAGCUCGGGAAAUACAAAACUCUGCGCAAUCGAAACAAACACCAUUUGUCUCGCAAAAACGUGUUCACGAUAGAGACGAGUG
Ectocarpus sp. CCAP 1310/34 is the source of this 3463-nucleotide messenger RNA. The record is from the annotation of a GenBank genome assembly. NCBI's taxonomy places the organism in Eukaryota, Phaeophyceae, Ectocarpales, Ectocarpaceae.